GCAAUCCGUUAGGCCCUGGAGGGGCGUAGAAAGGAGGCCAUAUUGUACAGUUAAAUUGAAAGAACGAAAAUAAUUGUAUCGCCGUUGGCCGAUCGCUCGCGCUCGCACCGCCAUCGGUUCCCCCGGUCUUCUGUUCCCCCGUUAUCGUUCGCGUGCGACGGCGAAUCUCUUUGCUAAUCGCUUUGCGUCGCUCGUUCACGUCCGCGGCGGAGCCAGGAGAAGCGAGAGAGCUACGAGCACACACACGGGAGCCAAUCGGCGGCUCCUCGGCCUUCUCUGCCCUUUGUAUAUAAGCCAUACGUCGUCGCAGUAGCGCGGUUCCAAUUCCCCGGGGGUAACCGACGUCGGUUCGCUGAGAAGUGCUUGUUGCUCGCUGCGGUCAAGAUGGGCACUCGGGACGACGAGUACGAUUAUUUAUUUAAAGUUGUUCUCAUUGGAGAUUCUGGAGUAGGAAAAAGUAAUCUGCUAUCCCGAUUUACAAGAAACGAAUUCAAUUUGGAAUCAAAGUCUACCAUCGGAGUCGAAUUUGCAACACGCAGUAUACAAGUAGAUGGUAAAACCAUCAAAGCCCAAAUUUGGGAUACAGCUGGACAAGAGCGUUAUCGUGCGAUUACCUCUGCAUAUUACCGCGGAGCAGUUGGUGCACUACUCGUGUAUGAUAUUGCAAAACACCUGACGUAUGAAAAUGUAGAAAGAUGGUUACGAGAAUUACGGGACCAUGCUGACCAGAAUAUUGUGAUCAUGUUAGUGGGAAAUAAGUCAGACUUAAGGCAUCUGCGUGCUGUUCCAACUGACGAGGCUAAAGCGUUUGCUGAAAGAAAUGGCUUAUCUUUCAUUGAAACAUCCGCUUUAGAUUCAACUAACGUUGAGACAGCGUUUCAAAACAUAUUAACAGAAAUAUACAGAAUCGUAUCGCAAAAACAGAUACGAGACCCACCUGAAGGUGAUACAAUCCGGCCACAAAAUGUAGAACAAAUUGAAGUCAAACCAACGAUGAAUGCUGAGGGAGUGCGUAAGCAGUGCUGCCAGUGACUCACCUUGUUGCUUAAAAUAAGCAGUCACACGGAGGAGAAAAAAGUGGGAGUAUUAGUUGGCGGUAGAUAUAACAGGUGCAUAACAGAACGAGAGUUAAGACUAUGUGCGAAAGCAUGUAAUCUCGUAUGUUAAGUUUUAUCCUUAUUAGUGCGAGAGAGGAUAUCCAUCAAUCCAUAUACGAGUAUGCAUUACAUGUUCGUAGAAAUAAUCAAGUAAGGAUAAACGAUAAAAGUAAAAGAUUGUAUAAUGCUGUAAGAACGCGAAUACAUGCGCACCAUUCUGUCCGCGAAAAAAGAUCAUCUUUACUCUCUCUGUUUGUCUCUCUAUCUGUCACGAU
Molecule: messenger RNA, 1372 nt
Organism: Trachymyrmex septentrionalis
Lineage: Eukaryota; Metazoa; Arthropoda; Insecta; Hymenoptera; Formicidae
Gene: Rab11
Product: ras-related protein Rab-11A-like
Exons: 5
Coding region: 385-1032 (215 amino acids)
Biological process (GO): exocytosis
Cellular component (GO): recycling endosome
Molecular function (GO): GTPase activity; GTP binding
Source: RefSeq, a predicted model, not a curated record